Saccostrea echinata is the source of this 3706-nucleotide messenger RNA. Its product is annotated as potassium voltage-gated channel subfamily KQT member 1-like. Gene Ontology annotation, cellular component: membrane; voltage-gated potassium channel complex. The transcript is spliced from 15 exons. The record is from RefSeq and is a predicted model, not a curated record. Gene Ontology annotation, biological process: transmembrane transport; potassium ion transport. Lineage: Eukaryota; Metazoa; Mollusca; Bivalvia; Ostreida; Ostreidae. Gene Ontology annotation, molecular function: voltage-gated potassium channel activity. Bases 650 to 2455 code for a protein of 601 amino acids.
GGGAGACAGUCAGCUCUGAUAUAACUUAUCGCCGAGAUUAAGUGUUGGUCACAUUUUGGAUCUGUUAUCAGUACCGGAAGCGAUAUAAAAGGUUUAUACUAAAAGAAUAUAACAGAGGGUUAAAGUGAGAUCCACAUCUUCAACAAUAGAUGUAGAUUAUUAUAUCCACCUGCAAUAUGUAAAAAGAAGUAUUUUUGUUCAAGAGUCUACUUGGAGGUCGUGUGAGGUCGAUGAUUUUCGUACAGAUGGCGUGCGAUUUUGAAUCGUCAGCCUCUGAAGCCGAUUUGUUGCACGUUUAAUUACAAAAAGCCGACAGCUAGCCGGUUCUCCACUAAGGCUUUGAUGGCUUCUGUGUUUGUUGGUAGAAAAUAGACAAAGUGCGAAGUAUUUACGUUUUUAUGUCAGAUCUCUGCGGAUUCGGAUGAACUGUGUGUGAAAUGGUGUUAUUGGAUUUAUGAAGAAUCUUUUGAAGAUGCCCAGGAAGGCGGCAGUAAACGAAAGAUCGCAAAAGUGAUGUGAGCAAUUUUAUUUCAACUUCCGUAAAAUAGAUUUUAUUGUCUGAAAAGUACUCACGCCUUUUGGAUGAUACUUGGAUUUUAUAUUACAUUGGAAUAUUUCGUGAUAGCGGAUGAAAUCACAAUGAAACUCGAUGAUGGAUAUAAACAAUGAUGACAUGGAAGAAAAAAGGAGCUUCAUUCCGCGAGUGGAAAUGAAAGGAUUAUUUCGCGACAAAGGAAACAAAGCUAUGGGGAAAUUUUUACCCAAUUCUACUUAUGUUGUCCCGGAGUAUGAAGAGUCGGAGUUCAACUCGUCUUCUAACCACACUUCCUGCACUGGGACGGACUCAAAAUCAUACCAAGUGUCCAUGGGCAUGAACGAGAAAAACUCCAUACAUACCACUAGAAUUCAUAGCAAAAACAAUGUACAAGCUCAAAUUUACAAUUUCUUAGAAAGACCUACCGGAUGGAAGUGUUUUAUAUAUCAUUUUACUGUGUUCAUGAUGGUGUUGAUCUGCCUUAUCUUCAGUGUCUUAUCUACUAUAGAAGACUACGACGAUUUUGCAAUGGAAACACUUUUUUGGAUGGAGAUUGUUUUAGUGGCUUUCUUUGGAUUAGAGUAUGUGAUACGACUAUGGUCGGCAGGCUGUAGAAGCAAAUACAUGGGCAUUAAGGGACGAUUCCGGUUUGCUAAGAAACCCAUCUCUAUCAUAGAUUUAUUUGUUGUUUUGGCUUCCAUGGUUGUUUUUACAAUUGGCUCCGAGGGGCAGAUAUUCGCCGCGUCAGCAAUAAGAGGGGUCAGGUUUUUACAGAUUUUGCGCAUGUUACAUGUAGAUAGACAAGGUGGAACAUGGCGUCUGUUAGGUUCCGUUAUAUAUCUACACCGACAGGAGUUGAUCACGACUUUGUACAUAGGAUUCCUCGGUCUCAUCUUUUCUUCGUACUUUGUUUACCUCGCAGAAAGAAGUGACAAAAGAAAAGAUUUUAAUAGCUACGCAGACGCCCUCUGGUGGGGAGUAAUAACCGUGAUGACGAUCGGGUACGGAGACAAAGUGCCACAAACAUGGCUGGGAAAAAUCGUCGCCUCCUGUUUUGCAGUGUUUGCAAUUUCUUUCUUCGCUCUGCCUGCAGGCAUACUUGGAUCGGGCUUCGCACUCAAAGUCCAACAGAAGCAGAGGCAGAAACAUUUCAACAGGCAGAUUCCAGCAGCCGCUACACUUAUCCAGUGUGUGUGGCGCUGUUUUGCUGCAGACCCGGCACACCAUUCAGAAGCCACGUGGAAAAUCCACAUUCACGACGCAUCCAAUGAGGAGAAUAUGUUAGCGCGCAUGGCUCGACGUGCAAGUUUGACGUUAAGAAAAAGACGCUCUUCAAGGAUGGAUUCCCUAGGGAACCAUUAUAGAGAAAGCAUGACCUCUGUUUUUACUGAGGAUAAACUAGCUGGAACACCCCGAAACCCGAGGAGGGAUUUCCAGAGACAGUGCUCAGGUUCUAGUACGUAUCAUUCCAAUAGCAUUACUGGGGAUAACUACAUGGAUGACAAUGAUUAUGACAAUGAGGAAGCAGAAAAAGUAGUCCAAUUAACAGACGCACACAAAACAGCUAUUAGAGUCAUUAGAAAAAUCAAAUAUUUUGUAGCCAGGCGAAAAUUUCAGCAAGCACGUAAACCGUAUGAUGUACGUGACGUAAUAGAGCAAUACUCACAAGGUCAUUUAAAUAUGAUGGUCCGAAUCAAAGAGUUACAACGAAGGUUAGACCAAACACUCGGCAAGCCCAGUACAUUAUAUUCCAGUGGAUACCAUAAGGACCGAGAAAAACUGACCAUCAGCGCAAGGGUUGUCCGGUGUGAAAAUCAGUUAAAUAAAAUGGACCAGAAACUAGAUCAGGUAUUGUUUAUGAUAAAUUCUUUACUGAAAUCCAAGAAAGUGAACGAGUCGGCGCUGGAGGAUGAAGUUUGAGGCCUUCGUCAAGAUGAUCAAGUGAAAAUGAUUGACCCAUGAACUGAACAAUUACUUCUAGAUUUGUAAAGUUCAAAAAUUUCUAUGAACUGCAGUUUUGCUACCGAGGUUGUGAUUCUCUUUUUUCAUGUUCAUACCUGGCACAUAUGAUUUUUUGUUAAUGUCGUUAUUUUGCACAAGAACUUUCUUAUCAAUCAAAGUGGUUAUAAAACAAAGUAGAAUCUCAGGAAAUGUAUGAGUUCUAGCAUAUUGAAUGCCUUGUGUGUUACUGUUAAACUACUGGUAAACUCGUCCUAUUUAAUACUUUCUCUGAUUCGUGUAAAUUUGUGUUAUUUUGUGCAUUUUUUCCAGCAAGAAAUGAAAAUAAAAAAUCAUACAUUUUACACCACGUAGAUUUCCCCCUUUGUGAAUGGUAAAAAUAACACCUCUUUAACUUUACCUCUUUUUUCAUCAGAUAAUUAUAGAGAUGGUAUCUUCUGUUUUAAAGCUGGUGAGUUUACCUCCAAAGGAUUCUUUUUGUAAUCUUAAAUUACUCGUAAAAUGAAGCAACUUCAUGAAGAUAACAAUUUUUCUCAGUUUCUUGUAACAAAUCGGGUUUUCCCUAUUUUUUCCCCAUAUAUAGGACAAUCUCGGAUAGUGAAUGGAUUUUUCUGUGAUUGAGAACUAUUGUUCUUGUUUGUGAGUUGUAAGGAAGAGAGUGAGAGAGUGUGACAGCACAAAUAGACCGAGGGAAAAAGGUGAGGCAGCAACUAUUCAAGGACAACAAAGCAGGAUUAUCCUCACCCUACCAGUCUCUCUCCCUCCAUAAACGCCAGGGAGCAAGAGGUCAAAAGCACCGUAGACUACCACCACACUCUCUCUCCCUCCCUAAAGACAAGGGAGCAAGAGGUCAAAAUCAGAGCACCGCAAAUUACUGUUUUUUUCCCGCUAAAACAUGUGAUACUUUUUACAUUAUUUCCCCGUGUACUUUAGAAAUUAUAUGGAAAACCAAACACUCUCCAGUAUUGUUCUUUUGGAUCUUUGUGAUACUUUUAUAAUCAAGUCUAGCGAACGGCUGGGAAGGUGUGAAUAUUUGAUAAAGGGCACUCAAAUUUGCGCAAAAAUUCUUUUUUUUCCUGUGAAUGUGAGAGACAGAUUUGUUGAGAGAAUAACGUUCUGUGCGUGAUCAGCUGUAAUUUUCAAGAAGUUUUAUAUUUUAUUGGUUACGUUGUAUGCUGUUAAAAACCGUAAUAAAAAAUACACAUCCCACAA